Solanum pennellii is the source of this 1546-nucleotide messenger RNA. RefSeq lists its product as uncharacterized. The transcript has 2 exons. The record is from RefSeq and is a predicted model, not a curated record. Bases 559 to 1194 code for a protein of 211 amino acids. Lineage: Eukaryota; Viridiplantae; Streptophyta; Magnoliopsida; Solanales; Solanaceae.
AAUAUGGUUUUUGUCAUGUUGAAAAAUGUCAAUCAUAAAAAGUUAUUAUCUGUUGGACAAAUACUCUCGUCCAUUCUAAUUGGUUCAGUACAUUGACGCCUUAUUAAUCACUGAAGCUUUACAGCUGUAUCCCGUUAUGCAUCUGAUGGAGAGAACUUUGUCAAGGACCAAGUCUCUGCAUUAACAAAUAGUCUCCCGCUCUUUCUAUUGGUGCAGUAUACUUUUCACCUAGCAGCUGACGUGACAGCUUUAAAGUUAUACAGCUUUACAGUGAUAGCAGUAUUAAUUAAAAAUUUGAUAGCAAUAUAACAUAUGCCCUGAAAGUUGUAUUUCCCCGUUUUACGUUUCUCUUUUACGUUGGUAUGACUCUCUUAGGAGUUCGUCUUCCUCGAGGAAACAAACAGCUGUAAGUUAGGGCUCGAAGUCUCAAGUAUAUAAGCGGCAAAAGGAGAUCUUUAGCUAACGGCAAAAGCAACAAGGAGCAUAUUGUGAUUCGAGCAGAUUCAAUUUGGUGUCAAGGUGUAGUCGUUUUUAUAAUUGGUAUAAGAGCCGGUAUCUAUGGCUGCCCCACCCAUGUAUCAGGAAGGAGCUUCGCUAACUCGGCCUCCAUUCUUCAAUGGAAAGUACUACGGAUGGUGGAAGAAUAGGAUGAUGGAAUUUAUAAUCGCUGAGAAUUAUGAUUUGUGGGAUGUUGUGAUGGAUGGUCCAACCAUCCCCACAAAGCUUGGAGCUGAUGGAACAGUUGUUCCUAAAGGAAGACUUGAACUAACUCCAGAGGACAAAAUAGCGCUACAGAACAAUGCCAAGGCUAAAAACAUUUUGAUUUGUGGCCUUGGUCCUGAUGAAUACAAUAGGAUCUCGUCGUGCUCUAAUGCUAAAGAAAUUUGGGACACUCUACAAAGUGCUCACGAGAGACAUAUGAGUCCAAUGAAAAAAUGUAACGUAGACUAUUGGAAGAGAAAGUACGAACUAUUUAGGAUGAAAGAUGGUGAAACUAUUCAGGAGAUGCAUAGCAGGUUUACAUCUAUUAUCGGCGAGAUGGACUCACUUGGGGAGUCACUACCAAGUGGCAAAGCUGUAAGGAAGUUUUUUAGUGUACUGCCUAAUUCAUGGGAAAGUAAAGUUGAAGCACGUGAUCUUGACUUUGAGGAAGAAAACAUGAAACUGAUGGCCAGAAUUUUCCGGAAAUGUUGAGCAAUGGUCGUUAGUCGAGAUCAACAGGUAUGACACAAGUAACACUUCAUCAAAUUUUGUCCCCAAUGGAUCUAGACAAGGUAAAGGAGACACGAAAGGAAUUUGGUAUUCAGAACCAGAAUAGGUGUAGUGGAUUGAAGUAGUUUUCUCAUUGUUGUUCCUGCUUGUUGCUAUUUUUGUCUUUUUUUGAGCUGAGGGCCUAUCGGAACAACCUGGUCUCGAUUACUUGGUUAGGAAAGAAGGUUAUGGUCUUGAGUACUCUUUUCUAUUUUUCCAGUGUCUGCUAACAUAAACAAUGGUGAAUGCUAAUGAUGAUUCUGUUUGCUUAGUUAGAAAAUUGUACUUUUUCGGG